UUCGUGUGAACGCUCCCUUAGGCAAAAGGUUCCAUCUUGGCUUUCUUUCUGGAUCCUGCACUUCUAUGUUACCUUGGUUCAUUAUCUACCCAAAGGUGGCUUCUAGAUCACUUGGGGCACUGUGGAGCUUGCAUUAAUCAGGCUCAAAGCAGAAAUGCCACAUACCCCUCGCCAACGGUUGCAGCCUCGGGCUCCAAUUUGGUCAGAGACCGAAACUCGAGAUUUCCUUGCCCUCUGGGGUGAACUGCUGAUUUUGAGGUGGAUUGAAAACCGGCCACCCAACAGUGACAUCUACGAGGACCUGUCGGCCCAGAUGAUAGCCAGGGGCCACGAGCGCAACGCUUCGCAGUGUAGGAACCGAGCCCGGGAUCUGAAGCGAAGUUAUCGGAGAGCCAAAGAUGCCCAGAUCUGUGCUGGAGCUGAGCCCGUGUCUUGCCGUUACUUCCAAGAGUUGGAUCAAAUGUUUGGAGGCGAAAUGGAUAGGGCCACCAACCGGAGCUUGGCCAGCAUGGAUGGAUCCGUGCGGGUGGUGGUAAAAAGGGAGGAUGCAAAAGACAUGGAGGCCCAGGCCUCUGAGGAAGAGAGCAACCAAAUGACGCCCCCAAACACCCUCUCAAGUAUGGAGGCAGACACAGACACGGAAACCGAACCGAACGUGGGGAUUACACGAGGGUUAGUGACAGUGGUAGAUCCCAACGUGAUUGAAAACACGAUAGUUGAGGACGGUCCUGAAGAGAAGGUGGUGCCUUUUUGUGGGCAACCGGUUCCAGGCUGCAGUGAAGAUGGGCACCACACUGCUACUGGUAGAGGCAGACGAGAGAAGUCCUUUGGUCACCCCCUGACGACAGCAGAAAGGAUGGCAUCUAUGCGGGAGAGGAAGAGGCGGUCGCACGAGGAGAUGAUGCAUGAAAUCAUGACUGACUACAGGAGGACCUGGGAGACCAUGGAGGCCCUUCACGAGAGAAGUGAAAUCAACGCCGGGGACUUCCGUGAAGCAGUGCUGAGGGAAAUGCAUCUGGACAGAGAGGCUCGGACACGGGAGGCCCAAUUAGACCGUGAAUCCUGGGCAAGGGAGGCCCAGCUGGAUAGGGAGGCCAGGAUUAGGGACAACCAUCUGGAGAGAGAGAUUAGGAUUAAGGAGCUCGGUAUGAUUGAAGCCGAGCUUCAGCGCACCAGGGAGAUCCUCCAUCCGAUGGUGGAUGCCGUGGCAUCUGUGGCAGAGGCCUUGCGUGUGGCGAGCAGGAUACUGCCACCAUCUCAGCCUGCACAGAAAAUGAGGGCUGGAGUCUUCUUGGAAUCAAAGGAAAGCAAGUAAUUUCGGUCUCUCUUUCAACUAUAAAACUUUGGUCUUGAAUGGGAAAGCUUUGUUGUCAGGAACGGGGUGGGGAGGUGCUUUCUAAAGUGCUAAAUUCAGAGAUUUUUAAUAGUCAUUUUAUCUUGCCCAGUAAGAUAUUGAGCCAGUUUAACCUACUCUCUCAAUUUGCUCAUCCUGUGGAACAGAGAGAUAAUGUACAUCGAGGUGGUUUCGUUUGGAAAAAGAAAAGAAACUUUAGAAAAGACUUUACAGUAGCUUAUUGAUAGGAGCCUUCCUUUUCCUUGCAACCAAAUCCAGCUGACCGGAUUUUAUUUGGGGCUUUUUUCUGGACAGACUUUAUCUGAACGCAGGUAUUGGAAAACAAAAUGCUUGCAUAUAUUCACAAUGGAGCAUUGUUGUGCAGAUAGUUUUCAACUUACAACAGUUCAUUUAGCAGCCGUUU
Molecule: messenger RNA, 1757 nt
Organism: Thamnophis sirtalis
Lineage: Eukaryota; Metazoa; Chordata; Lepidosauria; Squamata; Natricidae
Source: RefSeq, a predicted model, not a curated record